CCAAUGUUCAGUGAGACUUCAAGGGCACCAUCAUACCAAGGUUGUCCAUGAUGAAGUUCACUUUGUUCCUGGGCUUUGUGGUGGGGUUUAUUCUGACUGCAGCCUCAGACUACACAUUCAACACAGAACUGGAUGAAGAAUGGGAGAAAUGGAAACUACGGCACAGCAAACAGUACACAGAGGACGAGGAGAUCAACAGGAGAAUGAUUUGGGAAAGUGCCAUGAGCUACAUUGAACAGCACAAUCGAGAGUAUGAAAUGGGGAAGCACACAUUUACUGUGGCAAUGAACCAAUUUGGAGAUCUGACCAAUGAAGAGUUCAAUACACUCAUGAAUGGUUUCCUCAGUAACGAAGCUGAAAAUUCAACAGAGGAAGAAUUUGAGGAAUUUGAUGAUGAUAAUGAAGAUGGUUUCGAAUUACCACGUACUGUUGACUGGAGGUCAAGGGGUAUGGUUACGCCAGUGAAAAACCAGGGAUCAUGUGGCUCCUGCUGGGCCUUCAGUGCAACGGGAGCCCUCGAGGGACAGUGGAAAAAAAAAAAUUCACUUAUAUCUCUGAGUGAACAGAACCUGGUGGAUUGUGAUAGAGGAUCUCAUGGAUGCAGAGGAGGAUUUAUGGGAAGUGCCUUUCGGUGUAUAAGGAAAGAAGGUGGCAUAGAAUCGGAAAAAACUUAUCCCUACAAAGCACGGCAGGAAGGCUGCAAAUUUCAAAGAAGUAGAGCCGUGGCCAGGCUCAGAAGUUGGCGAAGAGUCAGACGCUGUGAACCUUGUUUAGCAAGAGCAGUAGCAAAGGUUGGACCAAUUGCUGUUGCCAUUAAUGCAAGACGUAAAACCUUCCAGUUUUACAAACGAGGAGUCUACUAUGAUCGUCGCUGUGGCCACAGAGUUGUGAACCAUGCGGUGCUGUUGGUUGGAUAUGGUUCAAUGAGGAGAAGGAAGUAUUGGCUUAUUAAAAACAGUUGGGGAAAAACAUGGGGUGACAAAGGCUACAUUAAGAUGGCAAAGGACAGACGCAACCAUUGUGGAAUAACUAAUUACGCACUCUAUCCUAUUGUGUAACUGCUUCUCAGCCUUUUAGCUAACAUCAACUAUGUAGUUUAAAAAAAAAAGAGGUCCACCAUUCAACCAGAGCUUCAGAACUUGGCCUGAAAAUCUGUGGAAAUUCUUCUGCUUUUGCUUAUUAAUUUAGCACUGUUGCUUUAACAGUCUAUAGCAAAUAAAAACCUGUUCAGGGGAAUAAUCACAGCUCUGUAUCUUCUACUCUGUAGUAUAAAAUGCAAACUAAUGAUGUGUUGUUAAAUGCAGUCCUAAGUGAGACUGCUAUACAAGAUGUGAUGAGACAAUUUAUUAUAGUGCUGAGAAAUUAAUAAAAGCUGCCGGCAAUUACUUCAACUGUCUCUUU
Messenger RNA from Hypanus sabinus (Atlantic stingray), 1401 nucleotides. RefSeq names its product procathepsin L-like. Gene Ontology annotation, cellular component: lysosome. Gene Ontology annotation, biological process: immune response. NCBI's taxonomy places the organism in Eukaryota, Metazoa, Chordata, Chondrichthyes, Myliobatiformes, Dasyatidae. Bases 48 to 1058 code for a protein of 336 amino acids. Gene Ontology annotation, molecular function: cysteine-type endopeptidase activity. The transcript is spliced from 8 exons. The record is from RefSeq and is a predicted model, not a curated record.